Nilaparvata lugens (brown planthopper) is the source of this 829-nucleotide messenger RNA. RefSeq names its product keratin, type I cytoskeletal 10. NCBI's taxonomy places the organism in Eukaryota, Metazoa, Arthropoda, Insecta, Hemiptera, Delphacidae. The record is from RefSeq and is a predicted model, not a curated record. Bases 235 to 648 code for a protein of 137 amino acids. The transcript is spliced from 3 exons.
UCUUAUCACCUCCUUCACCGUCACUUCGUGUUCUUCUACUUUUGAUCGCACUGUUAUUCUUCCCCUUCUCCUCCUCCUCUUACGACUCAUCAUUCUCAUCCACUUCGGUAAUCCAGUUGUUUUUUGCGAUAAACUCGUGUAUGUAUAUAAGUUGCCACACCCGGCAUUAUUGUGAUCAGUCUCCUUCUAGUUAUCAUUUGGAAAACAGUUUUGUUUCACACAUCGAGCUGAGAUAUGGCUCGUCACCAGUUUAUUCUUAUUGUGGCAGUCGCACUGAUAUGUACAGUUAUGGCCGCCCCCGAGCCUGAACCUUUGCCUUACGGUGGAGGCGGUGGCCACGACCACGGACAUGGGGGCGGUAGCCAUGGGGGCGGUAGCCAUGGAGGCGGUAGCCAUGGAGGCGGUAGUCAUGGAAGCCACGGAGGUGAUUUCGGAGGCGGUAGUCAUGGAAGCCACGGAGGAUACGGAGGCAGUCAAGGCGGUCACGGAGGCCACGGAAGUCAAGGAGGCGGUUUCGGAGGCAGCCAUGGAAGUCAUGGAGGUGGUCACGGAAGUCAUGGAGGCAGUCACGGAAGUCACGGAGGUAGUCACGGAAGUCAUGGAGGUUUCGGAGGUAGUCACGGAGGAUACCAAAAGCAUGGCUACUAGACAAAAUUAGCCUAGGCCUACUCAUAAUUAUCAGAAUCACCAUCGACCAAUCAUUUACAAAACAAAAACAAAUCAACUCAUUACAAGACUUUAUAAGUUGUACUACUCAUACGUUGAGUGAACUGAACCGUAGACAUAGACACACUUUUGUAAAUUAAAGAUGUUUUUUAUUUCAAUGUAA